CCAGGGAGUGGGAGGCAGGGGAACCAAGGCCGGAUGCUGCCACAGCCUCACAAGCACAGGCAGCUUCUGCUGGGAUCUGUCCAGGUUUCCCUCCCCACCCAGUGCACCCUGACCCUUGAGGAGCCAAGCCUGUAUACACACCAAAAUGGAUGACAAGAAGAGGAGGAGGAGCCCCAAGUCCUGCCUGUCGCAGCCUGCACCCCCUGCCAGUGCAUUGCGCAGGGUCCCAGUCCCAACCAGCCAAAGUGCCUCCUUCUCCUUGGGCCUUCCCCACCUGCCAUCCCCAAAGCAGCGCACCAAGUUUAAGAGGGUGACGAAGGAGAAGGGCCACCUUGUGCUGGUGGGUGGAGGGGUGGGUGCCCCAGCAGGCACCCCCUUGCAGCACUCCUUCCUGACAGAGGGGACUGGUGUCUAUGAGAUGGAGGGAGGGCUACUCAACCUAAUCAAUGACAUUCAUUCUGGCCGGCUCCAGGCCUUUGGGAAGGAGUGUUCCUUUGAGCAGCUGGAGCAUGUUCAGGAGCUGCAGGAGAAGCUGGCUAGGCUGCACUUCAGCCUGGAUGUGUGUGGAGAGGAGGAGGAGGAGGAGGAGAAGGACGAGGAGGAGGAAGAGGCUGAGACUGAAGGGCUGCCCCAGGAACAGAAGAAAACAGUGGCUGAUCAGAACCUAGAACAGCUGCUUAGCAAUCUGGAGGACCUCAGCAUCUCUAUACAGAAGCUGCACCUGGCCAAGAACGCAGAACCUAAGGAGGCCCCCACAGCCUAAGUGGAGGCCCUUGCUUGGGAUCCUUGAAAACUUGCUCUCAGCCUCAGUUUCCCCAUGAUGGCUGAAGUGAGCAACUGGACUCCCUCAGAUGUGAGGGUAUGAGGAAGGAGCCCAGGCCCCUUCAUCACCCUGACUCUGUGACCUUCGUUAGGACCUGGCCACAGCCCUGGGAGCUGUGUGACCCCGGGCCCUCAGACCUCACAUGACCCCAAGCUCUGACCAGGCUGUGUCCUCUGGCCCUCCGAACUUUACAUGACCCUGACCUCUGACCUAGGCUGUGAUCUCCCCCUGGCCCUGCCGGACCUGUCCAGGCUGGGCCUCUGGCAGCUGAAUUAAACAUAAGGAUAGACAGAUGCCCCCCACCCCCCAAAAAAAACAAAAGAGAGAAAACAGCAUAAUUGAUCAAUACAUCAAAAAAAAAAUCUGAAAAUAUGUGCAAUGUACAACAAUUGUGUGCCUCAUAUCCUUGCCAAGGGAUGGUGCCUUCUCAUAGUUCUUCUUUUAAGUUAUGUUUUGUUCUUUAUAAUUUGGUAACAUUAACUUGAUUUUUUGAGUAGUAAUUCUUAACAUUUACAUCAUUGGAGUCAUUGUGUAUAUUGUUUCCUUGGCUCUGCUUACUUCACUUUGCAUCAGUUCAUAUAGACUUUUCUAUGCUUUUCUGUAUCAGUCACAUUCAUCAUUUCUUACAACACAGUAAUAUUCUAUUACAUUAAAGUAUAACGGCUUUGAAGAUAAAUAAAAAUGUGGUCAAAGGAUACAAAUGAAGAACUCUCAAAAAAACCCCAGAAAACUAUUCCCGAAAAGCCUUUCCCCAGUAAAUGGGCAUCUACUUUGUUUCCAGUUCUUUGCUGCCACAAAAAAAAUAUUACAAAUAUUUUGGUGUAUAUCAGGACUUUUCUUCCUCUUUUUAAUGACCUCCUUGGGAUAUAAGCCCCAUAAUGGAAUCUUUGGGUCAAAAAAUUUGGACAUUUUAGCAUUUUAUUUACAUAAUUCCAAACUGAUUUCCAAAAUGGUUAUACUGAUUCAUAGCUCUACUAACAAUGUACUAGUGUGCCUAUCUUUGCACAACCCUUCUGACAUUGACUAUUCCCAACUUUUGCCAUUUUUGCUAAUUUGUAGGAAACAAGGCAAAACCUUGUGGGUUUGAUUUGCAUUUCUCUUAAUAGUAAUUUGGAGCAUCUGUUCAUACAAUUAUUACUAACUUUCAGUUCUUUCAAGAGCUGUUUUUUCAUAUCCCGUGCAUUUUUAUCUUCAAAAUUGUUCCUAUUAGAAAAAUCCUAAUACCAAAUACAGUUUUGAUAUGUAUAUUGGAAAGGAAGGGGUUAUUUUUUAGGUAUCUUAUAGAAUCAUAGAUUUAAAGCAGGAAGGGACCUUAGAGCUCAUAACAUCUAAUUCUCUUAUUUUACACAUGAGGAAAUGAAUCCCAUUGAGGUCUCUUGCCCAGGACUAAACAACUAUUAAGUGUCUGACACAGGACUUGAACCUAGUUCUACAUAAUUCUGAGUCUGGUUACUAUAUUGUGGUACCUCAGAGGACUAAUUACUAUUUACUGCCAUGAUUAAUGGCCUAUUUGUCUUUUCCUACCCCUUUCCCACAAAAAGUAUCCAAAAGGUAGACUUUAAUAACCUGCUAAAUUCCCUUGAAUUCAUUAAUUAAUACUUUUUAAUGUCUGCCAUACACUAAGUAAUGCACAGAAGAAAUAUUUGUAUUCCUUUCACUUUAAACUAAAAAGUGAGGUGUUCUGUCCCAAAGACCAUUGUUAACACUGUUUUGACUUAGAAGGUAAAUGAGGACUAUUUCACAGACUUGUAUUAUAGGCAUGUCUUUUAAAAUGUAAGGUAAAAUUCUAGCUAGACUGUCUAAAAUAUCUAAUGAGUGGUCUCCAAUAAAUUAUCAGCUUUAACAAUUACUUUUGUGAAAAAUCAGAACAUAUUUA
Dromiciops gliroides (monito del monte) is the source of this 2699-nucleotide messenger RNA. RefSeq names its product coiled-coil domain-containing protein 28B-like. The coding region runs from base 146 to 763 and encodes 205 amino acids. The record is from RefSeq and is a predicted model, not a curated record. NCBI's taxonomy places the organism in Eukaryota, Metazoa, Chordata, Mammalia, Microbiotheria, Microbiotheriidae. The transcript has a single exon.